Messenger RNA from Leptosomus discolor (cuckoo roller), 1120 nucleotides. NCBI's taxonomy places the organism in Eukaryota, Metazoa, Chordata, Aves, Leptosomiformes, Leptosomidae. The record is from RefSeq and is a predicted model, not a curated record.
GGAAUGGGUGGCUUCGGUGGAGGAAUGGGUGGCUUUGGUGGCCCCGGUAGAGGUGGCCCUGGAAUCCAGCCGGUGCAGGUUGACUCAACCCUCCUACAGCCAGUCCAUGUUGAGAUUGAUCCCCAGAUCCAGCAGGUCAAAAACCAGGAGAAGGAACAGAUCAAGACUCUUAACAAUCAAUUUGCCUCUUUCAUUGAUAAGGUCCGCUUCCUGGAGCAACAGAACAAGGUCCUCUCCACCAAGUGGGAGCUCCUCCAACAGCAAGGCCCUUCGGGGCCCAGGAAGAACCUGGAUGUCAUCUUUGAAAACUACAUCCAGAACCUGAGGAGGCAGCUGGACUCAAUCUUGGCACAGAGGGGACAGCUGGAGUCAGAGCUGCAGAACAUGCAGCAAUACGUCGAGGAUUACAAAACCAAGUAUGAGGAAGAGAUCAACAGGCGCACAUCUGCCGAGAACGAGUUUGUGGUGCUUAAGAAGGAUGUGGACAGUGCCUACAUGACUAAAGUAGAGUUGGAAGCCAAGGUGGGAGCUCUGACGGAUGAAAUCAACUUCCUGAGGUGCAUGUACGAGGAGGAGCUGGCUCAGAUGCAGACGAUCAGCCGGGACCUGUCUGUGGUGGUGUCCAUGGACAACAACCGGCACCUGGAUCUGGACAGCAUCAUCGAGGAGGUCAGGCGCCAGUACGAGCAGAUCGCUCAGAGCAGCAGAGCUGAAGCUGAGGCUUGGUACCAGAGCCAGUACGAACAGCUGCAGAGCACUGCUGGAAGGCACGGGGACAGCCUACGUAACACCAAGAUAGAGAUCCAAGAGUUGACCAGGAACAUCCAGAGGCUGCGGGCUGAGAUCGAGAACGUGAAGAAGCAGAACCAGCAGCUGCAGGCAGCUAUUGCUGAGGCUGAGGAGCGGGGCGAGAUGGCCCUCAAGGAUGCCAGGAUAAAAUUGGAAGAGCUGGAAAACGCCCUGCAGAAAGACAAGGAGGAGCUGGCUCGCCUGCUGAAGGAGUACCAGGAGCUGCUGAACAUCAAGAUCGCGCUGGACGUUGAGAUUGCCAUGUACAGGAAGCUGCUGGAGGGGGAGGAGAACAGGUGAACACUUGAAUGUCGAACAUCAAUGUCUGUAA